Molecule: messenger RNA, 2165 nt
Organism: Fusarium verticillioides 7600
Lineage: Eukaryota; Fungi; Ascomycota; Sordariomycetes; Hypocreales; Nectriaceae
Exons: 3
Coding region: 649-1944 (431 amino acids)
Molecular function (GO): protein binding
Source: RefSeq, a predicted model, not a curated record
UUGUUAUCUAUGCGCAACCCAAAGUCGCGACCUUGUCAUGACCUACUAAUAUCAGUCGUCCCCCUUUCCUUCUUCAUCCUCAUCCUCACUGUAUAUUCAAUCCGUGCAUGUUGCAGACAAGCAUUGCACUUGAAUACAGCCAUGAGAAUCACAGUUACCCAAAAGCCGAUGCCUGUGUGCAUCUCUACUUCCGUCUCAAGCCCCAGUGCUGCGGUGGCUGAACAAUAAGCCCCGUACCAUUGAUGCUUUAGGUGACUCAAUAGUGAGAUCCUUGAAGCGACGAGGGCCAGGCUGCUCUUGUUACAACACUUUUCUCAUAUCAACUCUCUCACGGCGAAGCCGACUACAAUUCGAGGAUACAGCGACUUGAUUUUCUUGAAUCUUGCCUCCUCUACAACAUCUACCAAAAUACCAUUGCAAGUAAACAAAAUGCAAAGUCUAUCAGCACCCAUCAAAUCGGCGACUCUGAUUCUGUAGUGAAAUUGUAUAAUCGCGUACGUGGUAUACGGACGAGGACCGUUGUUGUCGUCUUUACAUGCAGAUAUUUUGUCCACUCAAAACCCAAUCUUUACAAUUCGGCCGAAUAUACCUGCCAUCUAUCCCCAAAGCCUUUGUAUAAGACGUCCGAUCAAGUUGACGUCUGUAAAAAUGGCACCGAAAACGCCCAAAAACCAUUGCCUUACUGAGCUUCCAACUGAGAUCCUUCUGGACAUCUAUCAACAACUAGACCUGGAUGGUGUUUUCAACCUUUGCGCCACUCACAGGACGCUACACGAACUCUUUGACAAGAGAAAGGCCUCGAUAUUACUUCCUGUCCUCGUCAAGGAGUUCAGUCCGUUUGAUGAGCUCCUCCAGGUUUAUACGGCUUCAGCUGAGGAUCUCGAUUCCCGCGGUGGACUGUAUGCUCCACGUAGAGUCGUGUUUAGGCGAUUCCUCGGAGACACUGGGGUGGUGUUAGCUCCGCUUUCAGAGCAUCAGCCUGCCGUAUCAGUGGACGCUGUUGAAGGGUUCAUCACGCUGGACAAGCCAGGCAAACCCAUCAUACCCCGUGCUCAAUCAUUGAAAACUGUUGUUCUGACUGAGAACGAUCUGAAGCCAAUUCUCAGUUGCUGUUCCCUUGUACUGAGAUGGCAAGCCAGGUUCCCUCAGAUGAGAUGGUUUCACGAGCCUGAAAAUUGUCGUCUGCUUCGCGAGCAUGAGGCUGAGAGGUUCCGCAGAGCCAUGUAUCGAUGGUGGCUCUAUGGUUUCUACUUUCACGGAGAUAUCCCCCGACCUCGUGUUGGGCUUCCAGAGCCAGGUGUGGAUGACGUUAGACUGAGUCAACUUCGAUUAUACUCCACAGGCGAGCUGAUAGAGCUGAUGGACCUGGUUGAAACCAUGAAGGAUGUCGUCCUCCACUAUCUCUGCCCGCGGCUUGACCCUAGUCAAGACGAAUAUGAGGGUUGCGAUUCGUAUCUUUAUGAUGUUGUCGACCGAUCUGACUCCUUGGUAAGAGGCUGGCGGGAUCAGAGUCGUUGGGGCCGUAUUGUAAAGACUUACUGCAAACUUGGCCCUAAAGAUCUCAUGCAUCUGUUUGAGAACAUCUAUAGCUACCCUAGAAAACGCCUCAUUGCGGAAGCUCGGUCUCUUCAACCAAAUCUCACUUUCGACCAAGAAUCUAUCUCGGUGUCAACACAAUGUGUCCUGGACGAGCGACAUUGGUCCUUGAACAUGCCUACUUUGCCUGUGGAUGGCCUGGGAGGUGUGAUUGACUGGGAUGAUGAGCGCGACGCUGAACGCGUCAAGUUUGGAAGUGAUGCCAGUCUGGAUGGGACAUUGCCAGGGGGGGCUCGGAUGCUUCGGUCUUCAUCUCACUAUUCGCCUCGUGGGGAUGACGGAUCUUAUCUAGAAGAUGUCCAGCGACAGACAAGGAUGGAGGGUAGGUAUAUGGUUUCGUUCGUUUAGGCCUGAGUGCUGUCGAUGGACAUAUUCUCGCUCCUUUCGUUAACCACGAAGUUUACGGAUGGUCGCAGUAUUUGUUACUUGCUGCACGUGGAUCGUCAGAUAGCGUCGAAAUUAAGCCCAAGGCUUCUCCUAGGUAUAUUAGAAAUGGAUUCUCUCAUUGAGUACUUGGCCGUAGUGUCUCCUGAAUCGCCUAAUGCUGAAUGCUACGGUCUCGCCAGUGC